Molecule: messenger RNA, 1032 nt
Organism: Condylostylus longicornis
Lineage: Eukaryota; Metazoa; Arthropoda; Insecta; Diptera; Dolichopodidae
Product: pickpocket protein 19-like
Exons: 8
Coding region: 1-1032 (343 amino acids)
Biological process (GO): sodium ion transmembrane transport
Cellular component (GO): membrane
Molecular function (GO): ligand-gated sodium channel activity
Source: RefSeq, a predicted model, not a curated record
AUGGAAACUCCUUUAUAUUCUGUACAUAGAAUAAGUUUUCCAUCAGUUACAGUUUGUAAUUACAAUCAAAUUUUUCGUACAUGUUGGUUUAGAGUACGUAAUAUAACAUGUUGUAAAGUUUUCUUUGAAUUAAAAACUUUUAAUGGAUUCUGUUGGACAUUUAAUUCAAUAUAUCAUAAGGAUAAAUUUGAAUAUGAGAAUCCAGAGCCAGUAUAUCCGUGGAGAGCGGCACAAGGUGGUAAAAGAUCAGGUCUUGUUGUAACUUUUAAUUUAAAUAAAACAACGCAUCGACCAAAUUUUCCUCAUGAAAAAGGAAUAAUGGUACAUGUUGGUGAUCCAAGAGAAAUGUCUGAACGUGGUCAAAUUAUAUCAUCGAAUAAAAUUGGAUUCUUUUCAGUUAAUCCAAUUUCGUAUGUUAUUGUACCAGGUGCAAAAUCUAUUGAACCAAAAUAUCGUAGAUGUAUUUUUGAUAAUGAAAUUGAUAAUGUAACUUAUUAUACAUUGCCGGAUACAAGUUUUCGAUAUUCAAAUUGUAUGUUAGAAUGUAAAAGAAGAUUUUUAUAUGAAAAAUGUGGUUGUGUUUAUGGAGCAUUUUGGCCAGUUGGUAAAUCGAUUGAAUGUAAUUUUUCCCAAAUAAAAUGUAUUGGAAAAUAUACUGAUCAAAGCUAUACAGUUAGAACAUUUAAUAGCCAAAAUAAAGAAAUUAAUGGAACAAGUGUUAUAUGUAAUUGUACAUUUACAUGUACUUAUGUACAAUAUGAUUAUGAUGUUCGAUUCUCUAACAGAUCUUUUGGUCAUAUUUCAUCGAAUGGUACUGAAAUUGCAGAAGUUGAUAUUUAUUUUCAUAAUAAAGUAAUGACAAAAUAUAAUAAUCAUGUGUUGUGGACGUGGUUAGAUCUAUUUGUUCAUAUUGGAGGUUUGGCAUCACUCUUUCUUGGAUGUUCAUUUAUGAGUGCUUUUGAAUUUGUGUAUUUUACAAUUGUUGGAAUUAUAAUCUGUUUGAAAAUAUGUUUUAAUAGACAAUUAUCAUAA